Selaginella moellendorffii is the source of this 705-nucleotide messenger RNA. RefSeq names its product single-stranded DNA-binding protein, mitochondrial. Gene Ontology annotation, cellular component: mitochondrial nucleoid. Gene Ontology annotation, molecular function: single-stranded DNA binding. The record is from RefSeq and is a predicted model, not a curated record. Lineage: Eukaryota; Viridiplantae; Streptophyta; Lycopodiopsida; Selaginellales; Selaginellaceae. The transcript is spliced from 5 exons. Gene Ontology annotation, biological process: positive regulation of helicase activity; mitochondrial DNA replication. The coding region runs from base 22 to 600 and encodes 192 amino acids.
UUAGGGUUUAUUGCUUUGGCGAUGGCGUUUUCCUCUCUGCGCUCUUCUUUGCUGCGCGCGCUUGGCGCCACGAAAUGCAGCAGUGAAUCGGCGAGAUUGGGGCGUGUAAUGUGUCGUGGCUGCUCCGACGAGGCCUCGGCCUCGGACAUCGAGGAAUCGGUAGCCAAGGACGGUGAUCAAUCGGGGCGGAAGCUCCGUGCGCCUGCAUUCCAGGGAGUGUACAAGGCUGUGAUCGUGGGAGAACUUACGCAGCCACCAGCCGAGCUCGUUCUCAAGAAUGGAAACGCGAUCGUCACGCUGAUGGUCGCGACUGGAGGGCUGCGCGUGCAAAAGAAGUUGAAUGCUCCAACGAAGCAAAUCCACAAGGUGGUCGUUUACCAUCGGCGGCUCAAGGAUCUGGCGACGCAGAUAAAAAAGGGGCAGCAGAUCUAUCUAGAAGGCAACAUGGAGUCGAGGGUCUUCAAUGAUCCUGUUACUGGCGCCGUCAAGCUAUCGCGAGAGAUCUCCGUGAGACAAAAUGGACGUUUGUUUAUGCUGGACGAUCUGGAAUUGAGGGGGGUCAAUCUCAAAGCUCCUAAAGUGGAGGAAGGAAAUCGAUGAAAACAAACGAAAAGGUAGUGUUUUUUUGUAACAUAAAAACCUUUCUCAAAAUGACUGUAAAUCUUUUAGCUAGGGUUUUUUAGCCAAGUAAAAUUUGUUAAAAUG